AUGAUCCUCGAUAAAGGUCCAACUAAAGAUUGGUGGAUGGAGGUGAAGUACCAACGGCUUUCCGAUAGUAUUUCCCCCACCAAAACCAAAUUCCAAACCCAGGAAGCUGCCCUCAUAUAUCUACAACAUAAAAGAAGGACUAUCCAAUGUCACGGCUGCAAAUACUUUGUUGAUGAAUUAAUAACAGGGAUGAUUUUUGAACAAGACAGUUCAAGAAAUACGUAUUGCCAAGACUGUAUUGAAAAGGGAAGACUGAACUUACCAGUAUGCGCUCAAU
Messenger RNA from Ambispora gerdemannii, 277 nucleotides. The record is from the annotation of a GenBank genome assembly. NCBI's taxonomy places the organism in Eukaryota, Fungi, Glomeromycota, Glomeromycetes, Archaeosporales, Ambisporaceae.